AUGGGUAAAACUAAAUCUAGAGGGAGAAGAGCUGAAAAGAAGAGUAAAAAAAAUGAACCAGAGUUUAAUGAAGAUGUUUCAAAUUUAGAUUCAGAUGCAACUUUUGCAAACCAUGAAUCAUCAUCAACUUCUGGUAUUCCUAAUACAUUCUUUGGACUUGUGGAUAACAAUGAAUUAGAUUAUUUUAAACAAGCUGAAUCUACAUUAAAUAUUAAUGCAUUUGAAAGCGAAGAAGAAAGACAAGGUUUUAUAAAUUCCGUAUUAGAAGAAGCUCAAGGUAAAGAAUUGAAAUUGGUGACUAAUCAAAUUUGUUCUAAAUUAAUGGAAAGAUUAAUUUUAUUUGCCAAUUAUAAUCAAUUGAAGAAAAUUUUUAAACAAUUCCAAAAUCAUUUUGUUUCUUUAGCAUUUCAUAAAUAUGCAUCGCACGUGUUAGAGACAUUACUUGUUAGAUCAGCAGCUUUAAUCGAAAAGGAAUUAACUCAAACAGACGAAGAACAAUUACAAUUACAAGAAGAAAAAGAAGAAGAAGACAAAGACAGUAUCAAUGAUGUGCCAAUGGAAGACUUAUUUAUAAGUAUGCUUAAUGAAUUUAAGCCUCAUUUGACUACUAUGAUAGAUCAUCUGUAUGCCUCACAUGUUUUGAGACUCUUAAUAUUGAUUCUCGCUGGGAAAGAAUUACCAUCAUCAAUAACUUCAAAUUCAACUUUAAGAUCGAAAAAAUCCAAAAUUGCCAGAAAAAUGAUUGAAAUAAAAGAUAAUGAAGAUUUUGAUCGUGCUUUCCAAACUCCACAAUCAUUCAAAAAUGAAUUACGGGCAUAUUGUCAAACAAUAAUUGCAGGAUUAGACACGAAAUCAGCUAGAGAAUUAAGUAUUCAUAAAAUUGGAUCGCCUGUAUUACAAUUAUUGAUUCAAGUUGAAGGGUUAGUUGAUCGUGAACGUUCCUUUUGGCAUCUUAUAUUUGCUAAAGAUCUGGAAGGUAAAGAUUCGGUAGAAGAAUCAUUUGUUGAAUACUUGUUAUCUGAUUCAGUUGGAUCACAUUUCUUAGAAUCUAUUAUUAAAAAUGAUGGUGCUCGUCCAAAAUAUAUUGAGAGAUUAUAUAAACUAUACAUGAAGGAUAGAGUAUUGAAAUUGGCUAAAAGAUCAACCACUGGAGUGUACAUUAUUCAAGCGUUAUUGUUUAAAUUGAAACCAGUAGAGGUUGAAUAUAUUUUAGAUCAAAUUAUUCCUGAAUUAGCAGAAUUGAUAUCUAUUGCCGAUAAUCAAAACUUAGAUUUGGCCAAUAAAUUAAUUGAUGCAUCGAUUUCUCGUGGCAAUUAUAGACGUGAUGAAAUAAUAAAUCAAUUAUUUAUCAAAUUUGCUCCAAAUUAUGAUAUUGAAAACCCUUCUGACAAUACAUCUACGGAAUUCAUAGAAAAUAUCUUACAAUUGACUGGUUCGACAUUAGGUAACACAAGAGAUGAUUGGCCAACGGCAGAAGAAAGAAAGCGUGCGUUAUUUUUAGAAAAAUUAAUGGAAUACGAUUAUAAGUUUGUUAUAUGCACAUGGUUUAACUUUAUGGCUUUACCAAUUGAAAGAUUUGUUCAAAUGUGUUUCCAUGGGGUGUUUUGUCAUGUUGUUGAAAAAGCAUUGAUUGUUGAACCUGAAGAACCGAAAACUAUUCAAAUUUUAAGGAAAAGAUUACUAAAUAUUUUCCAAAGUCAAAUUGUUGGCCUUGCAUGCAAUUCAUAUGGAUCUCAUAUCGUUGAUACUUUAUGGAAUUUUACUGUAUUGUUACCAAUGUACAAGGAUAGAAUAGCUUCAGAAUUAUUAAGCGAGUCUCAUAAAGUUAAAGAAAGUACUUAUGGUAGAUUAGUCUGGAAAAAUUGGGGAAUGGAAUUGUUUGUUCGUAAAAAAUAUGAUUGGAAAGCUUUGAUCAAACAACAAGAACAAGAAUAUUAUGGAGAAACUGAAGAUUCCACUGAAAAAAGAGCUAAGAAACCAAUAGAAUUGAAAAUGGAAAGAUUAGCUGAAGAGAAAAGACGUCAAGAAGAAAUGGCUGAAAGAGCUCAAAGUGGAUAUACAAAACGUAAAUUGGAAGAAGCUACGGGAACAGGUUCUGAAAAGAAACAAAAACUCAGAGGACGUAGACGUUAA
Molecule: messenger RNA, 2133 nt
Organism: Candida dubliniensis CD36
Lineage: Eukaryota; Fungi; Ascomycota; Pichiomycetes; Serinales; Debaryomycetaceae
Product: RNA-binding RNA processing protein
Exons: 1
Coding region: 1-2133 (710 amino acids)
Biological process (GO): endonucleolytic cleavage in ITS1 to separate SSU-rRNA from 5.8S rRNA and LSU-rRNA from tricistronic rRNA transcript (SSU-rRNA, 5.8S rRNA, LSU-rRNA); endonucleolytic cleavage in 5'-ETS of tricistronic rRNA transcript (SSU-rRNA, 5.8S rRNA, LSU-rRNA); endonucleolytic cleavage to generate mature 5'-end of SSU-rRNA from (SSU-rRNA, 5.8S rRNA, LSU-rRNA)
Cellular component (GO): preribosome, small subunit precursor; 90S preribosome; nucleolus
Molecular function (GO): RNA binding
Source: RefSeq, a predicted model, not a curated record